Messenger RNA from Panicum hallii, 2972 nucleotides. RefSeq names its product anaphase-promoting complex subunit 4. The transcript is spliced from 19 exons. The record is from RefSeq and is a predicted model, not a curated record. Gene Ontology annotation, biological process: anaphase-promoting complex-dependent catabolic process; protein K11-linked ubiquitination; positive regulation of mitotic metaphase/anaphase transition. The coding region runs from base 100 to 2421 and encodes 773 amino acids. Lineage: Eukaryota; Viridiplantae; Streptophyta; Magnoliopsida; Poales; Poaceae. Gene Ontology annotation, molecular function: protein binding. Gene Ontology annotation, cellular component: nuclear periphery; anaphase-promoting complex.
UCUCCCGGACCCCGUCUGGGUGCCGUCCAGGCUCGCCGUCGCCAUUUGUUCCUCCUUCGCGCCCGCCCGCUCAAAAUCCCCCACCUGCAUCAACCGAGCAUGGCGGAGGAGCAGAUGGAGGAGGCGUCCACGGCAGCGGCGGAGGCCACGCCGUUCCAGCUCCAGUUCGACAAGCCCAUCCCGUUCCAGAUAAAAAUGGCAGCAUGGAAUCCAGAGAAGGAUCUGCUUGCUAUGGUUACUGAUGACUCCAAGGUUCUCCUCCAUCGCUUCAAUUGGCAAAGGCUAUGGACAAUCUCUCCAGGGAAGUGCAUCACAUCUAUUUGCUGGAGCCCUGAUGGUAAAAUAAUAGCACUUGGAACAGAAGAUGGUUUGGUGCUUUUGCAUGAUGUUGAGAACGGGAAGAUGCUAAGAACUAUAAAGUCCCACGAUGUUGCCGUUGUAUGUUUGAACUGGGCAGAAGAUGAUCUACUAUCAAGGCCUGACAAGGAUGAGUUUUUACCCUAUGAAGACCGCACCGCACGUUUCUUUCCUCCUGCUCCUGUGAUGCCUAGGAUAGGUGGAUUAAGUUCUGGAGAUACUGGUCUUGCGGAUGAAAAUGAAGAAGCCAUUCCACAAUUUUGUAGUGCUUCCUGUCAGCGUUUUAACAUCCUAUGCAGUGGUGGUACAGAUGGUUGUGUUUGCUUCAGCAUUUUUGGAAUAUUUCCUGUUGGAAAGAUAAACAUAAAUAAGAUUCCAAUCAAUGUUGAAUCCUCUGGAAAAAAUAAUUAUCAACUCCAGGAUGCUUCAGUAAGCAAGGUCUCUUUAUCAAGAAACCUCCAGAAAUUGGUUGUUCUGUGCUACGGAAAGUUGAUUGACACUGAAAACCUUUCUCACAACUGUGAAAUUGCUGGAUUACAUUGUCUCUACCUAGAUACAUCUAUCUUUUUCAACCGAAAAAAUGAGCUGCAUCAGGUGUCCCAACAAGCAUCGAGUAUUCAAGAUCUGGUUGAAGUUGUCCGUGCUUCCAUAUCUUUGAUAUCCAAACAAUGGUCAAGUACCAUGAAUUUAUUUCAUGAGAAAUUUAAUACCUUGCCCAAUCUGAUAGCUGCACAUGGAGCGGAAUCUAGUUCUGAGGAUGAAUUUCUAAGCCUUUUGUUUGGGACACGAACAAGUCCAGCACUUCACCAAUUUUUAGCGAGUUCACUUGGCGAAGCAGGUCUCAAGAGGAUAGCCAAGGCUGUUGACAGUGCUGGAAGAGAAAUUCGUGGCGUUGUCAGUGAGCAUCUUCAGCCUGCUGUCGAGAUUAUUUCAUUCAGACUCGCAGAAUUAAGAGGCCUUGCAAGAUGGCGUUCACGGUUUCAAAUUAUCGGGUUAGAUGAAAAGCUUGUGGAUGGUGUAACUGAAAGUAUAGGGAUGUUAGUUGUUCAAGUUGAGCGCUUUUCAAGGGUUGCAGCUACUGUUCUUUAUCUGUUUCAAAACUUCUUCACCUGGGUUUUAAAGUGUGUUAAGAUAUUACUAAAUGAACCAACUGAUCAAGUUCCAGCAGCAAACAGUGAACUUGUGGUGAUUUUUCUGAAGUUCCUCCUUGAUAAGGAUCCAAUCAAACAGCUACUUGAAGCAGACGAGAGAAUUGAGUGUGAUAUGGAUUCUGCAAGACAUGUUGAGCAACUAGUAGUUUUUGGAGGAUUUACAGACACUCAAUUUUUGGAAAGGAGUUUAGUAAAACAAUUCAAUCAAUUGGAAGAUAGCUUGAAGGAGGCUUUCUUGAUGCCGUUUACCACUAUCUCUUCGCAAAUACACUGUCAAGGAUUGCUUCCUCUAUACCCUGUUACGUCAUCAGAUACCUUUUCAUUAACAUGUACACCGACAUCGAUAUCAUUCUAUAAGGAUGAAGAUUCACAACAUGAGGAAUCCUCACAUAACUGGACUGAUUAUGUAUGCUUCAAGAUACCUGAUGGAUCAUUAAAUGAAAGAAAUUGCAUCGGUGUGAUAAAGGACUCCGGUAACUGUUGUACUGCUCUCAGCAUGUCGUCACUUUCAGGUUUUCUAUUGCAUAUGCCUGACGAAUAUGAGUGUGUUGACCUAUCGCUUUAUAAGGACAACCAAGUAGUUUUACUACUUAGUGAAAGGUCUCAUUCUGAUAGCCCUGGAAGAUCUUGGAUGGUGAUGCUGCAGACACAGAACCUUUCCUUUACGCCGCUCUCAGGAACAUUCCCCACAAAUAUUUACAGUCUGCAAAAACUGGUGGCACUGGAUCUUCAAUUGGACACAGAUUAUGGGAAAGUUCGUAGCAUACCUCACACCGUAUCUACUCCACUUGCAGUCAGUGCAUCAAGAGGAGUUGCAUGUGUCUUUUCAUCUCGGAGGCAUGCCUUGGUUUAUAUCCUUGACGAGGAUGAGGACGAGGACGAGGAUGGGGAUGAAGUUUCUGAUAUGGAGUGAUUGUUAUCCAAUUCGCGGCAGCUUGACCUCAGACAUUUCAGCGAAUGUCAUCAUACGGCAUUAAGCUGGAAAAACAAUGAAACAGCAUUGUCUGCUGGCCUUCCUGUGGUGGAGGCAGGAGCAGGGAGUUAGCAAUAUAUACGGAAACUAACUUGGCCUCUAGUUUUCACGACAAAUCACUAAAGCAGUGCAAGCUCUGGUUCUGAAGCUACAUCAGCGUGGUGGCAGGUCAGAAUGUGCUGCCGCUUUUGGGGCUGAAACUGUCAGCUGUAUGGGUGGGCUCUGCAAGUUGGACUUGAUCGUGGUUAUCUGCAAAGCGAGCUUUGAUGUGAAAUGGUUUCGCAAUAUCUUUAUUUAUAUCCGUUGCCCCGUGUCUGAUCGUGUUGUGUUACAAAUGUUGGUGUAACGCUAACGUGCAAAAGAGUUUAUCUUACUAAUCUUGAUGUUUACAAGGGCUGAUAUGUCAAACGAGGACAUUUUUUGUAGAAUCAAUUUUUGCACCGUUCGAAUUGCUUUGAUUUGGAAACAUAUUAAGUGCAAACAUUUUUCUU